This is a messenger RNA of Gracilinanus agilis (Agile Gracile Mouse Opossum), 3240 nucleotides long. RefSeq names its product diacylglycerol kinase iota (gene DGKI). NCBI's taxonomy places the organism in Eukaryota, Metazoa, Chordata, Mammalia, Didelphimorphia, Didelphidae. Gene Ontology annotation, molecular function: protein binding; ATP-dependent diacylglycerol kinase activity. Gene Ontology annotation, biological process: lipid phosphorylation; intracellular signal transduction; diacylglycerol metabolic process. The record is from RefSeq and is a predicted model, not a curated record. Gene Ontology annotation, cellular component: nucleus.
AUGGAUGCUGCGGGAAGGGGCUGCCAUUUGCUGCCCCAGCCAGCGGCGCGCUGACCUGCCUAUUCUCCUGCAGUCGCUGCCGCCGGCCCUGGCCCCGGUGCUUGCAGCCACUCCAACCCAGUUCAGUCCGUGGUCCCUGGGUUCGCUGACAUGAACACUAGCUCAGGGAGUGGAGAGGAGAAAGGGGCUGCCGGCAGCAGCAGCAGCGGAAGCGGCGGCGGUGGCGGGAGCUGCUGCCGCGGAGCUGAGGGCGGUGUAUCGGACACGCGGAGCGCAGGAGCUGGAGCAGCAGCGGCGGCGGUGGCUGCUGCAGCAGCUGCCCUGGAGGAGCCUCAGGCAGCCGGUCUGAAGGAGAAGGACGAGGCUCUGGAGGAGAAGCUGAGAAACUUAACUUUCCGGAAGCAGGUCUCUUACAGGAAGGCAAUCUCUCGGUCAGGCCUCCAGCAUUUGGCUCCAGUGCAUUCCCUCAGCCUACCUAUUGCCAAUGGUCCAGCGAAGGAACCCAGAGCAACUCUAGACUGGAGUGAGAAUGCUGUGAAUGGAGAACACCUGUGGCUGGAGACCAAUGUCUCAGGAGACCUGUGUUACCUCGGGGAGGAAAACUGUCAAGUCAAGUUUGCAAAAUCAGCCCUCAGGAGGAAGUGUGCAGUCUGUAAAAUUGUGGUCCACACAGCCUGUAUGGAGCAGCUAGAAAAGAUUAAUUUCAGAUGCAAACCAACUUUCCGAGAAGGAGGCUCAAGAUCUCCAAGAGAAAAUUUUGUCCGUCAUCAUUGGGUACACAGACGGCGCCAGGAGGGAAAAUGUAAGCAGUGUGGUAAGGGAUUCCAGCAGAAAUUCUCCUUUCAUAGUAAAGAGAUUGUGGCCAUCAGCUGUUCCUGGUGUAAGCAGGCGUUUCACAACAAGGUUACCUGCUUCAUGAUGCAUCACAUUGAGGAGCCAUGUUCCCUGGGAGCUCAUGCUGCUGUCAUUGUCCCACCUACCUGGAUCAUUAAGGUGAAGAAACCUCAGAAUUCAUUAAAGGCUUCAAAUCGGAAGAAGAAGAGGACAAGCUUUAAAAGGAAAGCCAGCAAAAAAGGAACUGAACUGGAAAAUAAAGGCCGGCCAUUUGUGAUAAAACCCAUCUCCUCUCCACUCAUGAAACCACUGCUCAUAUUUGUGAAUCCCAAGAGUGGAGGCAACCAGGGGACCAAAAUUCUCCAGAUGUUCAUGUGGUAUCUGAAUCCACGACAGGUCUUUGAUCUUUCUCAGGAAGGGCCAAGAGAUGCUCUUGAGCUGUAUAGAAAAGUGCCGAAUCUUCGAAUCCUGGCCUGUGGUGGGGAUGGAACGGUCGGUUGGAUCCUUUCCAUCCUCGAUGAACUUCAGCUCAGCCCCCAGCCUCCUGUUGGGGUUCUUCCUCUGGGUACAGGGAAUGACCUGGCUCGAACUCUCAACUGGGGAGGGGGUUACACGGAUGAACCUGUUUCUAAGAUACUGUGCCAUGUGGAAGAUGGAACUAUUGUGCAGCUGGAUCGAUGGAAUCUGCAUGUAGAAAGAAACCCCGAUUUACCCCCUGAAGAACUUGAAGAUGGUGUAUGCAAGCUUCCCCUAAAUGUUUUCAAUAAUUACUUCAGCCUUGGAUUUGAUGCUCAUGUUACAUUGGAAUUCCAUGAAUCCCGAGAAGCAAAUCCAGAGAAAUUCAACAGUCGCUUUAGAAAUAAAAUGUUUUAUGCAGGGGCAGCCUUCUCUGACUUCCUGCAGAGAAGCUCCAGGGAUUUAUCCAAACAUGUCAAGGUUGUGUGCGAUGGAACAGACCUCACCCCAAAGAUUCAGGAGCUGAAGUUCCAAUGUAUAGUGUUUUUAAAUAUACCCAGGUAUUGUGCAGGCACAAUGCCUUGGGGAAAUCCAGGAGAUCACCUUGAUUUUGAACCUCAGCGCCAUGAUGAUGGCUAUAUUGAGGUUAUUGGAUUCACCAUGGCUUCUUUGGCUGCUCUGCAAGUUGGAGGCCAUGGAGAAAGGCUGCAUCAGUGCCGGGAGGUAAUGCUACUAACAUAUAAAUCCAUCCCCAUGCAAGUGGACGGAGAGCCCUGUAAGUUGGCCCCUGCUCUGAUUCGAAUAUCCCUGAGAAAUCAGGCCAACAUGGUGCAGAAGAGCAAGAGGAGAACAUCCAUGCCUUUACUUAAUGAUAUCCAUAAGGUGCAAACCACUGACCUGAGGAGAGUUUCUGCUCCCCCUGGCUCCUUCACCAUUCCCCACUCUGUCCCAGACCGCCUGCGGAUCCGAGUGAACAGAAUUAGUUUACAAGACUAUGAAGGCUUUCACUAUGACAAAGAAAAGCUCCGGGAAGCUUCUAUCCCUCUGGGUAUUCUAGUUGUUCGAGGAGACUGCGAUUUGGAAACUUGUCGUAUGUACAUUGACCGCCUACAGGAGGACCUGCAGUCAGUUCCUUCUACUACCCAGAGAGUUCAUUACCAGGAUCAGGAAACCUCUUUCCCCAGGGCUCUUUCAGCUCAGAGACUUUCCCCCAGGUGGUGCUUCCUAGAUGCUACUUCGGCUGAUCGCUUUUAUCGAAUAGACAGAGCUCAGGAACAUUUGCACUUUGUGAUGGAAAUUUCUCAAGAUGAGAUUUUUAUCCUGGAUCCAGAUAUGGUGGUAUCACAGCAAGCAGGGACGCCACCAGGGAUGCCUGAUCUGGUGGUUGAACAAGCUUCUGGGAUGUCAGAUUGGUGGAACCCUGCACUCCGAAAACGCAUGCUGAGCGACAGUGGGCUGGGAAAGAUGUCACCACACUUUGAUGUCUCUGAGAAGAAAGACUUCAGUCACUCACACAUGCUGCCGUCACCAGUAUCUUCAGAAGAUCAAGCACUUGUGCAGGCAGUCAUAGCUGGUGAUCUGAUGAAGGUAAGAAAUUCUUCUAAGAACUAUAAAUCAAUACCAUCCCUCACCUCAACCCAUUUCUUUGCCAAGAAAACUGCAAAUGGAGAAUUCCUCCCACACCUACUAGGUCACAGUCCUUCUGAGUUGCUGGAUAUGACAGACAGUGAAACGGGAGAGACAGCAUUGCAUAAGGCUGCUUGCCAGCGGAACCGGGCUGUCUGCCAACUCCUGGUGGAUGCAGGGGCAUCUCUGAGAAAGACGGAUUCCAAGGGCAAGACCCCUCAAGACAGAGCCCAGCAGGCUGGGGACCCAGAUCUGGCUUCCUACCUAGAGAGUCGUCAGAGUUACAAGAUCCUUACCCAUGAAGACCUAGAGACUGCAGUUUGA